AUUUCCCGGGACUAAAGAUCACCGAGUCUUUCAAAAUUACGUCCAAAAGACGUAAAUUUGAACUGAGUUCGACCAGCUUUUCUUAUACUCGUGUAUGUAUGCGCACGUACACGCACGUAGAUUUUGUUGUGCUCCUCACUCGCAUGCUAUAUUGUUAAUACUCAAUUGUAGUAUCAGGCACUUCCCUUGAUGUUAAUUCACUCCAAACGUCCGAAUUCCAAUUCUCUUUUGCAGUUUCACUCUCUAGCACUCUGGCAGUUAUUUCUUACUUUAUGAAAAAACAUAACCUAACAUAAUAUAACCUAACCUAACCUAACCUAAUUGACACAAAUCCAAUUUAUACGUUCAAGACAGAAUUAUUGUGAUCGAUUCGUGGAGAAAUAAUUUUUAUACAGAAACCAAUUAUUACAGAGUUACAUAGUAAUUUGUAUACUUAUAGCGGAAGUAUUUAACAUGAUUGGGCUGUCCCGAUUAGCGCGGACCAUCACUCGUUUAACGAGAGCGAGAUUACGCUGCAGCUCGUCGAGCGGCUUGAAAGAUAAGACGAAUCUGUAUCGUCAAUUGUACGCGAAAAUACUGACAUGCGGUCCCAUAACACUUGCCGAAUACAUGAAAGAAAUCCUGAUCCAUCCCACUGCAGGUUAUUAUACAACCAGAGAUGUUUUUGGUCGAAGAGGCGAUUUCACGACUUCUCCAGAAAUCAGUCAACUUUUUGGAGAAAUUAUAGCAGUUUGGAUAAUUAAUGAAUGGAGAAAAAUCAGCAGAGAUCCUAUUCAACUUGUGGAAUUCGGUCCAGGAAGAGGCACCUUAAUCAAUGAUAUUCUCCGAGUAUUUAGGAAAUUGAAUCUUUCAAAUAAAAUAUCGAUUCAUCUAGUGGAAAUUAGUCCUGCUUUGUCUGCGAUUCAAGCAGAGAAAUUAUGCACAGAAAGCAGAGAUAUUGAACCAAGAGUGAACGAGGAUCGAGACAAUUCCGUCACGCAUUACAGAGAAGGUGUUACAAAAGAUGGAGUAAAGAUACAUUGGUACUAUUCUGUUAAUGACGUUCCUAGGAAAUUCAGUGUGUUUGUUGCACAGGAAUUCUUUGAUGCUUUGCCCAUACACAAGUUUCAGAAAACUGAUCGGGGUUGGAGAGAGAUCUUAAUAGAUAUAGUGCAGGACUCAAAUGAAGAGAGAUUUCGAUAUGUACUUUCGCAAAUACCAACGGCUGCUUGUGAAGUAUACCUAUCUCCGCACGAGAAAAGAGAUCAUGUGGAGAUGAGUCCACAAUGUUCUGUGACAAUAGACUAUGUGUCUCAAUUUUUGUGGGAACACGGAGGAUUUGCGCUGGUGAUCGAUUACGGCCACGAGAGGGAGAAAACUGACACAUUUCGCGCAUUCCGUCAACAUAAGCUACACGAUCCCUUGUUAAAUCCCGGAACCGCGGAUUUGACUGCGGACGUUGACUUUUUAUUAAUAAAAGAGAUUGCACAGAAAGACAAUAGAUUAAUCACCUUUGGCCCGGUGACACAAAGAAAAUUUCUAAAGAACCUAAACAUCGAUUUACGAUUAAAAAUGAUCUUACGGAAUGCUACUAAAACGCAAAAGGAACAAAUUGAAUCAGGAUAUCACAUGAUAACCGAUGAAGAUAAAAUGGGCAAUUGUUUCAAAGUACUAUCUCUUUUCCCUUCCGUCUUGAAGGAUCAUUUAAAAAAAUGGCCUGUAGCAGGAUUCGAGGAUGAAAGCAAAACCAAAUAAACAAAGUGUGCCAAUUAUUGUAAAGGUGUAACAAUUAUAUAUGCCUUUGACAGUGAUUGCAAUGUACGAUGCAAGUCAAUUAUACACUGAUAUCAUUGACCGGGAUAAUGCGGCCUUCAUAAAUGUCAGAAAGAUGUGAAGGGGCACGAAUGGUUCGAACACGUGAGCUUGGUAGCACGUGUAUAGCUAGUGAAAGGAACGUCACAUGCGACUUAAUAACUAAAUAAGUAAACGGUUACCGAUUAGAAGAAAUAUUACCGUUUAAUUUUAUCGAUUUGUUGUUUUUAUAUAAAUUUUAAAAUAUUCUAAGAUUCUCUUAUAAGUUUUGAAGAAAAUUGAUAAAAUCUAAAAUAAUUUAAGAACACUUUAUAAAAGAAAUUUUAUAUAUAAAUGAAAAAUUCUUCAAAAUAUUAUGAAAUAUGAGAAUUCCAUCAAGAAAAAUCGUGAUAAAGUUCGUAUCUUAAGCCACAUGUUCAUCACGUUUUUCCCUUGGAGGCUUUACGUAUAAAAUCUUACCUUUUUAAGUGAUACACGUGAGCAAAUAUACGCGGGCCUGCAAUCUCGAAGUCCUUGACCCUUUUCUUCACAAUUUUACUUUUACUUAAUAUAUCUCGCGUGUAUGUCCUAGUCCGCCCCACUUCCGUAAAUUCCUUUCGCUUUUCUGGCAUCUCGGUGAGAGCUAGAGACCGUUUCACGGGGGACCAUGAUUCAUGCGUAGAACGUAUCUUCAAUUUAUCACGCGAAAUAUCAGUAUGUGUUCGGAGUUUCUUCCAUCAUAGAACGUCCAAUUACCGAGUAAGAUCGAACAUUUUUAACGUAUUAUUCUUAAACGCAUACGGUGUACCAUUGGAUUACUAGUUAAGUGUACACAGCGUAGCUAUAAGUUUGACAGUGAAAGUUUAUUAAAAGAAGAAUCAGUUAAUAAUGUUUCAAUUAGUGAUGUUAGAUGCCAGAAACAGUGAUCG
Molecule: messenger RNA, 2699 nt
Organism: Monomorium pharaonis (pharaoh ant)
Lineage: Eukaryota; Metazoa; Arthropoda; Insecta; Hymenoptera; Formicidae
Product: protein arginine methyltransferase NDUFAF7 homolog, mitochondrial
Exons: 6
Coding region: 454-1734 (426 amino acids)
Biological process (GO): mitochondrial respiratory chain complex I assembly
Cellular component (GO): mitochondrion
Molecular function (GO): protein-arginine omega-N symmetric methyltransferase activity
Source: RefSeq, a predicted model, not a curated record